Messenger RNA from Neofelis nebulosa (Clouded leopard), 10762 nucleotides. RefSeq names its product multiple EGF like domains 8 (gene MEGF8). Bases 758 to 9127 code for a protein of 2789 amino acids. The transcript is spliced from 41 exons. Lineage: Eukaryota; Metazoa; Chordata; Mammalia; Carnivora; Felidae. Gene Ontology annotation, molecular function: protein binding; calcium ion binding. The record is from RefSeq and is a predicted model, not a curated record.
GAUGCUCUGCAGUCCUCCCAGGGCCGCUCUGACCUGCGGCUCCGCGACUUCUCGUCUCCUCUCCAUCUUUCCUCCCACAGCGGCCGCUCGGCCCCCGCCCCCUCGCCCUCCCAGCGGGUCUUCCCAGGCCGCUCUGGCCCGAGCGUCCCCUCGUCUCUCUGAUCUGGCCCAUCCGGCUCCGGAGGGAGGCGCGGGUGGGUGAGCAAGGGAGUGCGUCUAUGGGGUCCAGGCCUGAGCCCCUAAAGACGGGCUCCGCCCCCGACACCCGCUCGCGCCCCGCCUCCGGCUGGAGGGGUCUCUCCCGGACCUUCCGGGUCUGGCCCGGCAAGACCCGCACCCUCUAUAGAGGCCCCCGCCGGGCUGUAGAGCCCUUCGCUCCCUGGGGACCCACCCGUAUAUAAGGUCCGUUUCGGCCUGCAGCGGCUCGCGUCUUUUACUGCUGGACACCGUUUAUGGGGUCAGCUAGCCUAUGGGGGCCCGUGACUAUAAGCGACUCCCACGGUCCCUAGGGCUUGGCCCCAUCCAUAACGACCCCAUUUACAGGCCCUUUCGUGGGUCUAUAGGAUCUACUCCUCGAUUUCCACAGCCCGUCUACAGCGGCGGCUCCCUUCUGGGGGAGUGCAACUCCUGGACCUCCCUGGUCUACAAGGCCAUGUCGCGUCUAUAGAGGUCACAUUUGCAGGGCCUCGCGCCGCGUGGAGGGUCCUCUCCAAUCUUUACGGCCUGUCCCGUCUGUAAGUCAGUGCGGGAGGCGGAUAUGGCCCUGCGCCCGGCUCUGGCCGUGGCGCUGGCUCUAUCUUUGGCCCUGCUGGGGCCGCUGUCCCCCGGGGCCCAGGCAGGGGACUGCAAGGGGCAGCGGCAAGUGCUGCGGGAGGCGCCAGGCUUCGUGACCGAUGGUGCGGGCAACUACAGCGUCAAUGGCAAUUGCGAGUGGCUCAUCGAGGCCCCAAGCCCCCAGCAUCGGAUCCUGCUGGACUUUCUUUUCCUGGACACGGAAUGCACGUACGACUACCUGUUUGUGUAUGACGGCGACUCUCCCCGAGGGCCCCUGCUUGCCAGUCUGAGUGGCAGCACUCGGCCUCCGCCCAUCGAGGCUUCCUCAGGCAAGAUGCUCCUCCACCUCUUCAGCGAUGCCAACUACAACCUGCUGGGCUUCAAUGCCUCCUUCCGCUUCUCCCUGUGCCCUGGGGGCUGCAGCAGCCACGGGCAGUGCCAGCCCCCUGGCGUGUGCGCCUGCGAGCCCGGCUGGGGGGGCCCUGACUGCAGCCUGCAGGAGUGCCCGGCCUACUGUGGCGGCCAUGGCACCUGCGCUUCGCCCCUGGGACCAUGCCGCUGUGAGCCUGGCUUCCUGGGACGCGCCUGUGACCUGCACCUGUGGGAGAACCAGGGGGCUGGCUGGUGGCACAAUGUGAGUGCCGGGGACCCUGCCUUCUCGGCCCGUAUUGGGGCAGCUGGUGCCUUCCUGUCCCCGCCGGGGCUGCUGGCUGUUUUUGGAGGCCAGGACCUGAACAGAGCCCUGGGUGAUCUCGUCCUGUACAACUUCUCUGCCAACGCCUGGGAGCGCUGGGACCUGAGUCCUGCCCCGGCUGCCCGUCACUCCCAUGUGGCUGUGGCCUGGGCCGGCUCCCUGGUGCUCAUGGGUGGUGAGCUGGCUGAUGGCUCCCUCACCAGCGACGUGUGGGCCUUCAGCCCCCUGGGCGGGGGCCACUGGGAGCUGCUCGCACCACCUGGCUCCAGUUCCUCGGGGCCGCCAGGCCUGGCAGGUCACGCCGCCGCCCUAGUGGAUGACAUCUGGCUCUACGUGUCUGGCGGCCGCACCCAGCACGACCUCUUCUCCUCUGGCCUCUUCCGCUUCCGUCUCGACAGCACCAGUGGGGGCUACUGGGAGCAGGUGAUUCCAGCGGGCGGGCGGCCUCCUGCCGCCACGGGCCACUCCAUGGUGUUCCAUGCCCCCUCACGCACCCUGCUGGUUCACGGUGGACACCGGCCCUCCACCGCGCGGUUCUCUGUGCGGGUGAACUCCACAGAGCUCUUCCACGUGGAUCGGCGCGUGUGGACCACCCUGAAGGGCCGGGAUGGGCUCCAGGGCCCACGGGAGAGAGCCUUCCACACAGCCAGCGUCCUGGGCAACUACAUGGUGGUCUAUGGGGGCAACGUGCACACCCAUUACCAGGAGGAGAAAUGCUAUGAAGAUGGCCUCUUCUUCUACCACCUUGGCUGCCAUCAGUGGGUGUCGGGGGCCGAGCUUGCCCCCCCGGGAACCCCUGAGGGCCGAGCAGCACCUCCCAGUGGUCGAUACUCGCAUGUGGCGGCUGUGCUUGGUGGCAGUGUCCUGUUGGUGGCUGGGGGGUACAGUGGCCGGCCUCGUGGGGACUUGAUGGCCUACAAGGUGCCUCCCUUUGUGUUCCAGGCGCCUGCUCCGGACUACCACUUAGACUACUGCUCCAUGUACACGGACCACAGCGUCUGCUCCCGAGACCCUGAAUGCAGUUGGUGUCAGGGGGCCUGCCAAGCUGCACCACCUCCUGGGACCCCGUCUGGGGCUUGUCCAGCUGCCAGCUGCCUGGGCCUGGGCCGCCUUCUGGGUGACUGCCAGGCCUGCCUGGCCUUCAGCGGCCCGACAACUCCUCCCCGGGGGCCCGGCGCUCUGGGCUGGUGCGUGCAUAAUGAGAGCUGCCUCCCUCGGCCUGAACAGGCCCGCUGCCGAGGGGAGCAGAUCUCAGGCACCGUGGGCUGGUGGGGGCCUGCACCUGUCUUCGUCACAUCCCUGGAGGCCUGCGUCACCCAGAGCUUCCUGCCUGGCCUGCACCUGCUCACUUUCCAGCAGCCGCCCAAUGCCUCCCAGCCCGACAAGGUCCUGAUUGUCCGCAGUACGACCAUCACUCUGACGCCCAGCCCAGAGACCGACGUGUCUCUGGUCUACCGUGGCUUCAUCCACCCACUGCUGCCAGGAGGGCCCGGGGGGCCGGGGGCUGAGGAUGUAGCUGUGUGGGCCCGGGCCCAGCGUCUACAUGUCUUGGCCCGGAUGGCCCGUGGCCCUGACACAGAGAACAUGGAGGAGGUGGGGCGCUGGGUGGCUCAGCAGGAGAAGGAGACAAGGCGGCUGCAGCGCCCGGGGUCUGCUCGCCUCUUCCCACUGCCUGGCCGGGGCCACAAGUAUGCGGUCGAGAUCCGGGGCCAGCUCAAUGGCUCGGCAGGCCCUGGGCACAGUGAACUUACCCUGCUGUGGGACCGGACUGGCGUGCCAGGUGGCAGCGAGAUCUCCUUCUUCUUUCUGGAGCCUUAUCGCUCUUCAGCCUGUUCGUCCUACUCCUCCUGCCUGGGCUGCUUGGCGGACCAGGGCUGCGGCUGGUGCCUGACCAGCGCCACCUGCCACCUGCGCCAGAGCGGGGCCCACUGCGGGGACGACAGGACCGGCGGGUCCCUGCUGGUGCUGGUGCCUGCCCUCUGCCCGCUCUGCGAGGAGCAUCGUGACUGUCACGCCUGUACCCAGGACCCCUUCUGCGAGUGGCAUCAGAGCACCAGCCGCAAAGGGGAUGCAGCGUGCAGCCGGCGGGGCCGUAGUCGGGGCGCCCUGAAGAGCCCAGAGGAGUGUCCCCCGCUCUGCAGCCAACGCCUAACCUGUGACGACUGCCUGGCCAACUCCAGCCAGUGCGCCUGGUGUCAGUCCACCCACACCUGCUUCCUGUUCGCUGCCUACCUGGCACGGUACCCGCACGGGGGCUGCCGUGGCUGGGACGACAGCGUGCACUCAGAGCCCCGGUGCCGGAGCUGCGACCGCUUCCUGACCUGCCACGAGUGUCUGCAGAGCCAUGAGUGCGGCUGGUGCGGCAAUGAGGACAACCCCACACUGGGACGGUGCCUUCAGGGGGACUUCUCGGGGCCUCUGGGUGGGGGUAACUGCUCCCUGUGGGUGGGGGAGGGCCUGGGGCUGUCUGUGGCCCUCCCUGCCCGCUGGGCAUAUGCCCGCUGUCCAGACGUGGACGAGUGUCGCCUGGGCCUGGCGCGGUGCCACCUGCGGGCGACCUGCCUGAACACACCCCUCAGCUACGAGUGUCACUGCCAGCGGGGCUACCAGGGCGAUGGCAUCACAUACUGCAACCGCACGUGCUUGGAAGACUGUGGCCAUGGUGUAUGCAGCGGUCCCCCUGACUUCACCUGCGUGUGUGACCUGGGCUGGACGUCAGACCUGCCCCCGCCCACGCCCGCCCCGGGACCCCCCGCACCCCGCUGCUCCCGGGACUGCGGCUGCAACUUCCACAGCCACUGCCGCCGGCGGGGGCCUGGCUUCUGUGAUGAGUGCCAGGACUGGACGUGGGGGGAGCACUGCGAACGGUGCCGGCCCGGCAGCUUUGGCAACGCCACGGGCUCGGGCGGCUGCCGGCCCUGCCAGUGCAACGGGCAUGGGGACCCGCGCCGCGGCCACUGUGACAACCUCAGCGGGCUCUGCUUCUGUCAGGACCACACCGAAGGUGCCCACUGCCAGCUCUGCUCCCCCGGCUACUAUGGGGACCCUCGGGCUGGUGGCUCCUGUUUCCGGGAGUGUGGGGGGCGUGCCCUCCUUACCAACGUGUCCUCAGUGGCGCUGGGCUCACGCCGGGUUGGGGGGCUGCUGCCUCCAGGCGGUGGGGCAGCGAGAGCUGGGCCAGGCCUGUCCUAUUGCGUGUGGGUUGUCUCAGCCACCGAGGUGCUGCAGCCCUGUGCCCCUGGGACCCUCUGUCCCCCCCUCACCCUCACCUUCUCCCCCGACAGCAGCACCCCCUGCACGCUGAGCUAUGUCCUGGCCUUUGAUGGAUUCCCGCGCUUCCUGGACACUGGUGUCGUCCAGUCGGACCGUAGCCUCAUUGCUGCCUUCUGUGGCCAGCGGCGGGACAGGCCUCUCACUGUGCAGGCCCUGUCUGGCCUGCUUGUCCUGCACUGGGAGGCCAACGGCUCCUCAUCCUGGGGCUUCAACGCUUCCGUGGGCUCUGCCCGCUGCGGGUCAGGGGGCCCGGGGAGCUGCCCUGUCCCCCAGGAGUGUGUGGCCCAGGACGGGGCCGCAGGUGCUGGACUCUGCCGAUGUCCUCAGGGCUGGGCUGGCCCCCACUGCCGCAUGGCUCUGUGUCCCGAGAACUGUAACGCCCACAGCGGGGCGGGGACUUGUAACCAGAGCCUGGGUGUGUGCAUCUGUGCUGAGGGCUUCGGGGGUCCAGACUGUGCCACGAAGCUGGACGGCGGGCAGCUGGUCUGGGAGACCCUCAUGGACAGCCGCCUCUCAGCUGACACUGCUAGCCGAUUCCUACACCGCUUGGGGCACACCAUGGUGGAGGGACCUGAUGCCACCUUGUGGAUGUUUGGGGGCCUGGGCCUGCCCCAGGGGCUGCUAGGAAACCUGUACAGGUACUCCGUGAGUGAGCGACGGUGGACACAGAUGCUGGCGGGAGCUGAGGAUGGGGGCCCGGGCCCCUCCCCUCGCUCCUUCCACGCGGCUGCCUAUGUGUCCGCCGGCCGUGGUGCCAUGUACCUUCUGGGGGGACUCACGGCCGGGGGUGUCACCCGCGACUUCUGGGUCCUCAACCUCACCACCCUGCAGUGGCGGCAGGAGAAGGUUCCUCAGACUGUGGACUUGCCAGCAGUUGCCGGUCACACCCUAACUGCCCGCCGUGGCCUGUCCCUACUCCUGGUGGGCGGUUAUUCCCCCGAAAAUGGCUUCAACCAGCAGCUGUUUGAGUACCAGCUGGUGACUGGCACCUGGGUGUCCGGAGCCCAGAGCGGGACACCCCCCACAGGUCUCUAUGGUCAUUCUGCCGUGUACCACGAGGCCACUGACUCCCUCUACGUGUUUGGGGGUUUCCGCUUCCACGUGGAGCUGGCAGCCCCGUCCCCUGAGCUCUACUCCCUGCACUGUCCUGACCGUACCUGGAGCCUGCUGGCCCCUUCCCAGGGGGCAAAGCCACGCCCCCGGCUUUUCCAUGCCGCAGCCCUGCUAGGGGACACCAUGGUGGUCCUUGGGGGGCGCUCGGACCCUGAUGAGUUCAGCAGUGACGUUCUACUCUACCAGGUCAACUGCAACGCCUGGCUCCUGCCCGACCUCACCCGCCCAGCCUCUGUGGGGCCCCCGAUGGAGGAGUCUGUGGCCCAUGCCGUGGCGGCGGUAGGAGGCCGCCUAUACAUCUCAGGUGGCUUCGGGGGAGUGGCCCUGGGCCGCCUGCUGGCCCUGACCCUGCCCCCUGACCCCUGCCGCCUGCUGCCCUCACCUGAAGCUUGUAACCAGUCUGGGGCCUGCACCUGGUGCCAUGGGGCCUGCUUGUCUGGAGACCAGGCUCAUAGGCUGGGCUGUGGGGGCCCCCCGUGUUCCCCAAUGCCUCGCUCUCCGGAGGAAUGUCGACGUCUCCGGACCUGCAGUGAGUGCCUGGCCCGCCACCCCCGGACCCUGCAGCCUGGAGAUGGAGAGGCAUCUGCCCCCCGCUGUAAGUGGUGUACCAACUGCCCCGAGGGCGCCUGCAUCGGGCGGAAUGGGUCCUGCACCUCAGAGAAUGACUGUCGGAUCAACCAGCGGGAGGUCUUCUGGGCCGGGAACUGCUCAGAGGCUGUGUGUGGGGCCGCCGACUGUGAGCAGUGCACCCGGGAGGGCAAGUGCAUGUGGACGAGGCAGUUCAAGAGGACAGGGGAGACCCGCCGCAUCCUCUCGGUGCAGCCCACCUAUGACUGGACCUGCUUCAGCCACUCUCUGCUAAAUGUGUCCCCAAUGCCGGUGGAGUCAUCGCCCCCCCUACCCUGUCCCACUCCCUGUCACCUCCUGCCCAACUGCACCUCCUGCCUGGACUCCAAAGGUGCGGAUGGGGGCUGGCAGCACUGUGUCUGGAGCAGCAGCCUCCAACAGUGUCUGAGCCCCUCCUACCUGCCCCUGCGAUGUAUGGCCGGAGGCUGUGGGCGGCUGCUCCGGGGACCCGAGAGCUGCUCCCUGGGCUGUGCUCAGGCGACCCAGUGCGCCCUGUGCCUGCGGCGCCCCCAUUGUGGCUGGUGUGCCUGGGGGGGCCAAGAUGGGGGUGGCCGCUGCCUGGAGGGUGGACUCAGCGGUCCCCGUGACGGGCUGACAUGCGGGCGACCUGGGGCCUCCUGGGCCUUCCUGUCCUGUCCCCCUGAAGACGAGUGUGCAAACGGACAUCAUGACUGCAAUGAGACACAGAACUGCCACGACCGGCCACACGGUUACGAGUGCAGCUGCAAGGCGGGCUACACCAUGGACAACGUGACUGGGCUGUGCCGCCCGGUAUGCGCCCAGGGCUGCGUGAAUGGCUCGUGUGUGGAGCCCGACCACUGCCGCUGCCACUUCGGCUUUGUUGGCCGCAACUGCUCCACAGAGUGUCGCUGCAACCGCCACAGCGAAUGCGCGGGUGUGGGUGCCCGUGACCAUUGCCUGCUGUGUCGCAACCACACCAAGGGCAGCCACUGCGAGCAGUGCCUCCCUCUGUUCGUGGGCUCGGCUGUGGGGGGCGGGACCUGCCGGCCCUGCCACGCCUUCUGUCGUGGCAAUAGCCACGUCUGCGUCUCCAGGAAGGAGCUCGAAAUGGCCAGGAAGGAACCAGAGAAGUACUCGCUGGAUCCAGAGGAGAUUGAAAACUGGGUGACAGAGGGGCCUAGUGAAGACGAGGCUGUGUGUGUGAACUGCCAGAAUAACAGUUAUGGGGACAAAUGCGAGAGCUGCCUGCACGGCUACUUCCUCCUGGAUGGGAAGUGUACCAAAUGCCAGUGCAAUGGCCAUGCAGAUACAUGUAACGAGCAGGACGGGACAGGCUGCCCGUGUCAGAACAAUACAGAGACGGGCACGUGCCAGGGUAGCUCGCCCAGUGACCGCCGAGACUGCUACAAGUACCAGUGCGCCAAGUGCCGGGAGUCCUUCCACGGGAGCCCGCUGGGUGGCCAGCAGUGUUACCGCCUCAUUUCCGUGGAGCAGGAGUGCUGCCUGGACCCCACGUCCCAGACCAACUGCUUCCACGAACCCAAGCGCCGGGCUCUGGGCCCCGGCCGCACUGUCCUCUUUGGCGUGCAGCCCAAGUUUACCAACGUGGACAUCCGCCUGACGCUGGAUGUGACCUUCGGUGCUGUGGACCUCUAUGUCUCCACCUCCUACGACACCUUCGUGGUCCGUGUGGCCCCUGACACGGGCGUCCACACCGUGCAUAUCCAGCCACCUCCACCCCCACCGCCUCCCCCACCCCCUGCCGACGGCGGACCCCGGGGGGCCGGGGAUCCAGGAGGACCCGGGGCCGGGAGCGGGCCAGGUGCCCCGGCGGAGCCCAGGGUGCGGGAGGUGUGGCCACGGGGCCUGAUCACCUACGUGACUGUGACAGAGCCGUCGGCCGUGCUCGUGGUUCGUGGUGUGCGGGACCGGCUGGUCAUCACCUACCCGCACGAGCACCAUGCCCUCAAGUCCAGCCGCUUUUACCUACUCCUGCUGGGCGUGGGGGACCCGAGCGGGCCCGGCGCCAAUGGUUCAGCUGACUCGCAGGGCCUGCUCUUCUUCCGGCAGGACCAGGCCCACAUCGACCUAUUUGUCUUCUUCUCCGUCUUCUUCUCCUGCUUCUUUCUCUUCCUCUCACUCUGCGUGCUCCUCUGGAAGGCCAAGCAGGCCCUGGACCAGCGGCAGGAACAGCGCCGACAUCUGCAAGAGAUGACCAAGAUGGCCAGCCGCCCCUUUGCCAAGGUCACCGUCUGCUUCCCGCCUGACCCUGCCGCCCCGGCCCCUGCCUGGAAGCCGGCUGGGCUCCCACCACCCACCUUCCGCCGUUCGGAACCCUUCUUGGCACCCCUGCUGCUGACGGGGGCCGGGGGGCCCUGGGGACCUGUGGGAGGAGGCUGCUGCCCGCCCGCCGUCCCGGCCACCACUGCCGGCCUGCGAGCCGGGCCCAUCACCCUUGAACCCACUGAAGAUGGCAUGGCCGGUGUGGCCACUCUGCUGCUCCAGCUGCCCGGAGGACCCCAAGCACCCAACGGCGCCUGCCUAGGGUCGGCCCUCGUCACGCUGCGGCACAGGCUGCACGAAUACUGUGGGGGUGGUGGGGGUGCUGGGGGCAGUGGGCACGGGGCUGGCGCAGGCCGGAAGGGACUGUUGAGCCAGGACAAUCUCACCAGCAUGUCCCUCUGACCCACGGUGUGGUCCUCAGCCACAGCGACUGAGUACCCUGAUAACGCCACCCUGGAUUCAGGGCUCCUCCACUUGGCGGCCCCUGGACACUGUGUCCUCAGAGACCUCUGGCUCCCUUUCCCCGGGGCUCCCCAGACAGGGCAUUUGACUUUCUGCAUUCAACAAUUAUUUAUUGAAUACUUACUAUCUGCCAGGCACUGUUGAAGUCACCGGGCAAAGCAGGAACUGAGACAGACGAGUUCCCUGAUCUCGUGGGACUUAGGUUCCAGUGGAGGGAGACAAUCAGUGUGCACCAGUGCCUGUGCACACACGCGCACACACACACACACACACACGCGCGCGCGCGCGAGGAAGGUCAUUUCCGGGAGGGAGAAGUGCCAUGAGGGAUCAACAGGAUGUGGCUGUGAGGGACUUCGAGGUAGAGUCUGUUGGGCAUUCCGAGAAGCCAGGCCUAAAGCCUGAGAAGGAACUGGCCGUGGGGAAAGCUUCAGAAAGUGGGUCUCAGGCAGAGCGAGCUAUAAGGACAAGGCCCUGAGGUGGGGACCCGCUUGCUUCAUUGGGAGGAUCAGAAAGGGCCAGCAUGACCCAGACCGCGUGUGAAGAGAUGAGUUGGGAGACAGCAAUGGGAUCACCCAGGGCUGUGUGGGUCCCAGAUAGGGUUUUGAAUUUUAUUCUCGGGGAAAGCCAAGGGACAGUUUCAUAAGGAUCCGAGGUACGUAUUCGAGAGGUCACUCAGCUGUGGUGUGGAGGAUGGUUCGGAGGGGGCAAGAGAGGCGACCAGGGACAAGAGACGAUGAUUACGAUGAGGGCAGUGGUGGGGGCGGGGGUCAGGGACAGGUGCAGGAUGUGUGUGGGAGGAGGUAACGAUGGCGUGGAUGUUGGGAUCAGGGAGGGGGGAGUCCAGGAUGACUCCAACUUUGUGGCCUGAACUGUGGGCGGAUACUGGGGUGGUUUAUCAUCAUGGGCAGCCUGGGUCUUGUGGGGAAAACCAGGAGUCCAGUCUGAGACUCUUAAGAUGCUCUCUCUAGGCAUCUCUCCAGUCAGGUCCAGCCAGGGAAACAGACUGCUGUACUUUAGCGGAAGGAAGUGAGCGCAGGGGAUUGGCUGUGUUGUUGAGGGACGCAGACGAUCAGAGGUGGGACAGUGAGGCAGUCCAGGGGCCGGCUGUCACCUGUAGGCUGGACAGACAAAGCCAAAGCUCAGAUGGUGUAAUUGAUGCUAGGACCAGGGUCACCCGGCUCAGCAGGAAUCCAAGGAGACAAAGCCUCAGAUGCUGCCCCAGGGCGCUGGGCGUUGGAGAUGGAAAUGGAGUCCUCUGCGCAUGUCUCUUCCCAGACAGUGCUGCCUUGAAGACUUGUGGGUUCCCUCUAGGGGCCGCUCCCCCACUCAGCCACCACCUUGGACUUCUGAGCUCCUCUCCCCCUUGAGGACUUCGCACCCCCAUCCUAGCCAUCUUGAACUUGGGACUCCUUUUGCAAGACUCCAUCCCCCAGCUGUACUUUGGGGCCUUAAGGAGCUGGGCCCCGUCUCCUCUCCUCUGCUGGGGGCCUUAGUCUAAGAGGCCAUGUGUGCUGUCAGGGGCCGUCUGAAAGGGAGGAGUGGUUGAAGCAGCAAAUAAAGAGUGUAGGGAAGGCG